Molecule: messenger RNA, 3451 nt
Organism: Centrocercus urophasianus (Greater sage-grouse)
Lineage: Eukaryota; Metazoa; Chordata; Aves; Galliformes; Phasianidae
Gene: HOXA3
Product: homeobox A3
Exons: 4
Coding region: 1135-2376 (413 amino acids)
Biological process (GO): regulation of transcription by RNA polymerase II
Cellular component (GO): nucleus
Molecular function (GO): DNA-binding transcription factor activity, RNA polymerase II-specific; RNA polymerase II cis-regulatory region sequence-specific DNA binding
Source: RefSeq, a predicted model, not a curated record
GCUGCUGCUGCAAAGUUGGAGCAGAAGUUCCUCCUUUAAUGGCCGCUCGCUAAGGUGGAAAGCCGCCUCGCAAGGACAGCGAUCGACAGCCUUUGUGGGCUAAGCGAGCGUUAGCCGGUCGCUGAUGGCUGAACAAAACUUGUGCUUUGUUAAAACACGCUGCUAAGUCCGAGGCGUGCUCGCCCCGCUCUAGCUUUUCUCCUGUGGUCGCCUUAAGAAUCUUUGCGGGGCGGCCACGUUAGAGCCCUCUGCGCCUAUUAGUAACACUCGAUCGCCACGUUCCCACUUUUCGCCCUUUACGGAUUUUUUUUGCUUUCUUCGCUACUACGGUUAGUUUUCUAUAAGCGCGAUGUUACUUACCCCGUCAGAGCUUGAAUGGUUAACUCUUCCCAGCUUCUAAGAGCAACUACAGAUUUGCACAUUUACUGACCGGUUACAUUGAUGCCUUCCCUUAAAAGUUAUAAAACAGUAAACUUUAUAAGCCCCAGUUCCGGCUAUAUGACAUUUGGGUGCCAAAUGAAUAGGGUUUUGUCUAUGAAUUAGAUCGUAAAAUCAUCCAUAGCACAGACAGAUAGGCUCACUGGCUAUAAAAAGUCACGUGGUGCCAUUAAAGUAAGUUUUAUGGUUUUGGGGAGUUGACAUCCAACAUUAUAUACCACAUAACAUAUAAUCUCACUGACGCUGGACUUCAUUUGACUCUUUUGCAGGCUACGUGUGCCUCCUGGCCAUUCACAUUGUCACUUUUAGGUACAGAAGUAUCCAAACCACAAGUUCUCAAUACUGUGUGAAAAAAUGGCUCCCUGCAAAUCGAGCGGUUCUGAAAGGCAUUCUCUUGGAAAAGUCUGUGAAGACGCAAAGGAUUUUCCUGGAAAGAAAAAAAAAAAAAAAAAAAAAAAAAAGAGUGGUCAUGUGUAAAGACACCGCAUCUCGGCUGUCUGCUAAAAACAUGCACACUCUGUCGGUGGAGAUAGAGCGGCGGACUGCAAAAUGCCCCACGGCCGAUUUUCGUCGUUUAAGGUCUGCCCGGAGUGGCCAUUGGAGGAGCAGCGCCACGUGACAGAGGGGUGCCAAUGUUAUUCUCCAAGGGUGUCAAGACCCUGUCAGUUUGCGAAAUAAAUAUUGGGAAACAACGAAAUGCAAAAAGCGACCUACUACGACAGCUCUGCAAUCUAUGGUGCCUACCCCUACCAAGGAGCAAAUGGUUUCACUUAUAAUGCGAGUCAGCAGCAAUAUCCUCCGUCUUCGUCACUUGUGGAAACUGAGUACCACCGCCCCGCGUGCUCCCUCCAGUCCCCAGGCAGCACCGUGUCCCACCACAAGGCCAAUGACAUCAGUGAGAGUUGCAUGAGGACCCUCCCCAGCCAGCCUCUGCAGCCCCCUGGUCUCACUGACCCGCAGGCCCCACCGCAGCCACCUCCGGCCCCGCAGGCACAGCCUCCACCUCCAUCCUCGGCCUCACCAUCUCAAAAUGCCAGCAGCAACCCUGCCCCUGCCAACCCCACUAAGAGCCCGGCUCUUAACUCACCCACUGUGUCCAAACAGAUAUUCCCAUGGAUGAAAGAGUCUCGGCAAAACACAAAGCAGAAAAACAGCAGUUCCAGUUCAGGUGAGAGCUGUGCUGGUGAUAAGAGCCCCCCGGGCCAAGCAUCCUCUAAACGAGCUCGUACGGCUUACACAAGUGCCCAGCUAGUAGAACUGGAAAAGGAGUUCCACUUCAAUAGAUACCUUUGCAGGCCACGGAGGGUUGAGAUGGCCAAUUUGCUCAAUCUCACAGAAAGACAGAUCAAAAUCUGGUUUCAGAACCGCAGAAUGAAAUACAAAAAGGAUCAAAAGGGCAAGGGCAUGAUGACCUCUUCAGGAGGACAGUCCCCGAGUAGAAGCCCCGUCCCUCCAGCUGCUGGGGGAUACCUAAACUCUAUGCAUUCUUUAGUAAACAGUGUCCCCUACGAGCCCCAGUCACCUCCUCCAUUUAAUAAGCCUCAUCAGAACACCUAUGGCAUCCCCGCAUCUUAUACCGCUCCUCUUAAUAAUUGCCCACCUCCUCAAAAGAGAUACACGGGGACAGCAGCUGUGACACCUGAAUACGAUACUCAUCCUCUUCAAGGCAACGGUUAUGGGAAUCCACAUAUACAGGGAAGCCCCGUCUACGUAGGGGGCAACUACGUGGAGACCAUGACCAAUUCUGGGCCUUCCAUCUUUGGUCUAACUCAUCUCUCUCAUCCUCCCUCUGCCAACAUGGACUACAGCGGGGCUGGGCCGAUGGGCAACAAUCACCACCAUGGACCUUGCGACCCGCACCCGACAUACACAGACCUUACAGCUCACCAUCCUUCUCAGGGAAGAAUUCAGGAAGCGCCCAAACUCACCCAUCUGUAGGAGCCAGGAGUCACUAGGUGGAACGCAAAGCCCCAACCUUUUAAAGUACUUGUCCCUUCCUCUCUGCCUCUCCUCCCCGCCACGCGCCCUCCUCCCCUCUCUUUCUUCUUUCUUUGGCUCAUUUUAGUUUGUUUCAUUUCCUUUGGUAAAAGCGUUUUCUAGUUUAUGUGACGUAGCAAUAUUUGUUGCUUGAAUUGCUCUAUAGUUUCACUAGUGGAUAUUUAUCUUCUUGAACUGCAGCCUCGUGUCUCACUUUGGGAGCAUACAGAGGCUUUAUACUUUACCUUCUACACUUUUAUCAAAACAGGGUAUAUGAACAAAUUUUCUAUAAAAGGAAUUCUUAAAUGUGAAUUUGUUCGUACAUGAUUGAUCCCACGGGGAAGCAAUUUUUUUAUUGCACUUCUUUUAAAUAGCGAGAAAGACAUCAGAAGCGCUUGGACAGGGAUUCCCUGGACAGUUAUUGAUACGUGUAAGUCUUUCAAUGUGUGUAUGCUGGUGAACAUUCAGAUUUAUUUAUAUUAUUUUUUUUUUUUUGCAAACAUUGAAUAAUCUAAGUGUUUAAAAUUUUAUUUAUCCCCAUUUGUUCAUAUUUAUAUAUAUAUAAAGAAUCUGUACCCUGAAUAUUCAGGAGGUAUUUACCUGGCCAUGUGUUAGAUGGCAUAUCGGCACGCGUAGGAAAUAUCAUUUGAAAGGGAACUAUAACUCCUUUAUUAAAAUGAUAACUGUGAUGACAACAAUGCAAUAAAACCUGGGAAGAAAAAAAAAAAAAGAAAGAAAGAUCACAGCUUGAAUAAUUGAUGCCUGUAACAUCCAGGUAGGGGGAAAGAAGGCGUGUGAAGCUGAAAAGGCUUAGAUUUGUGUUGAAAGUUAUACAUUCCUUGCUGCUCACGUUCUGAAAAAAAAAAAAAAAAAAUAAAGUUUUUAUUCUGAAUAAUGAAGAGUUAAGGCCACGUUAUUUGCAGUGCGAGGAAGGGAGAGCCCUUUGUGACCGGGGGGUCGGUGGACUCGUCUGGAGCCCACACGGGGCUCAGCUCUCCCACCGCACGGCUCCGUAGAGCCUUUUUAGAGAUAUAGA